Alligator mississippiensis (American alligator) is the source of this 3684-nucleotide messenger RNA. It is a transcript of the gene LPIN3, whose product is annotated as lipin 3. Gene Ontology annotation, cellular component: nucleus. The record is from RefSeq and is a predicted model, not a curated record. The coding region runs from base 320 to 3100 and encodes 926 amino acids. Gene Ontology annotation, biological process: triglyceride biosynthetic process; cellular response to insulin stimulus; fatty acid catabolic process. Lineage: Eukaryota; Metazoa; Chordata; Crocodylia; Alligatoridae. Gene Ontology annotation, molecular function: transcription coactivator activity; phosphatidate phosphatase activity. The transcript is spliced from 20 exons.
GACUGCCAGGGUGCAGGGAAAGAGGCUUGACUGAAGCCACGCACCAUUGCUAUCACUCACUUUUGGUGUCAGCUGCCUAGCUCAAUGAGAUCCCCCCUCAGGUGCUCCUAAAGCCCUGAUAGGCUUACUGUAAGGCAGAUCAAGGACGACCCGAUAGUGUCACAAUGCAGGCCCCUCCCCUUACUCAGGUAAGAACCAGGAAGUGCCAGGUACAGAGGUGGAACUGAAAGAGAAAAUGCCAGUUUGUAGAUAGCAGUCAGUUGGGAUUUUAAGAUUUUGCUUGUUUCAAAGUCCAGGAACACCUGCCCAGUCUCAGACCAUGAACUAUGUGGGGCACCUGGCGGAGACGGUGUUUGUUACCGUGAAGGAGCUGUACAAGGGCCUGAACCCAGCCACCCUGACGGGAUGCAUCGACAUUAUUGUGGUGAGGCAGCCGGAUGGCUCUUUCCAGUGUUCGCCUUUCCAUGUGCGCUUUGGGAAGCUGGGUGUGCUGCGCUCCAAGGAGAAGGUGGUUGACAUAGAAAUCAAUGGAGAACCUGUGGACUUACACAUGAAGCUGGGAGACAAUGGAGAGGCAUUCUUUGUCCAGCAAUCAGAGGAGAAUGAGGGAAACAUCCCCUCCUGUCUCUGCACUUCACCCAUCCCACUGGAAGAAAGCCCAGAGCAUACAGCUGGAUCAUCUCAGGAGCCUGGAGUUUCUAAACUCAGUCUGUCUGGAGAAACAGAAACAUCAACUUCCAACAUGACCCUUCGUAAGAAAAGGCGGCGCAAGAAGAAGCCGAAGCGGAAGGAGGCAGCAGACUCCACUCCGGAAGAGCAGGAAGGAACGGAGAGUGAAAGGUCUCUUGAGGAAAAGCACAAACAGCUGACUCCUUCUGAGUCAGUUUAUUUCUCCUUCACUGACCUGCCAGAAGAGGAGAUUGGGCCCUCACUAUCCAAAGAGAUCUACCCUUAUUCUGAUGGGGAGCUGGCUUCACUGGAGAGCCUCUCCCCAAGCCAUGCAGCUUCUCCUAAAAGUGACUCUGAACUGGAGAUUAAGCCUACUGAGCCAUCCCCUCUUGGAGCUGAGUCUCACAUGCAGUGGACCUGGGGGAGGCUCCCUCAGGUGAGUAAAUCGGAGCGAGUUGAACCAGUGAAGUCCACAGCAUUUGUCACUACAACAGCGACUGUUGCCACGACGACACCCAUCCCAGUGGGUGAGACAACCCAUUUCCUAGCCAUCACGGCGGGUUUGGAAGGUGACUUGGUCACAGCGGAUUCUCAGGGCAUGCCCGGUUCCUGUACCACACCUGUAAUUAGGCCAACACCUGUCUUCCAAAAUGGAAAUGGCCUCCCUAUGCUGAAGGACUUCCACCCUGUGACCGAGUCUACAGACACAGCAGAGAGUUCUCUGGAGGCCUCCCCCACCCUGGCAGAGGAACAGGGAGCAAAGCAGCAGCCAGAGGCAGGGGCUGCAGAAGAAGGAGGAGAAGAGACCCUGGAGGCCACAACUGAGCAAGUCCUGCAGCUGGAUCCUUCUGGUGUUCAAGAGGCACCUGCCAUGAGGCCAACAAAAUUGGAGAGCACCCAGCCUGGUGACAACCUGGAAACCAAACUGGAAAACCAAAGGAGGCAGGGCUCCACGAAAAGAAGUCAUCAUCUGGGUCCCAGUGACAUCUACCUGGACGAUCUCACCAACCUGGAAGAAGACCAGGUGGCACUUUAUUUCCCUAAAAGUGAUAUGGAACUGAGCCCAAAGCCCUUGACCGAUCCUGGAAGCCUCUGCAGCACCCAGCUGCCAGCUGGAACUGCGAUUGACAGCGGCACAGAGAACUUGUCAGACUCCACCUAUGAAGGGACGUCCCCUGUUGCACUAUCUCUGUGUGGAGGUCUUGGGGACAACAGGGAGAUCUCCCAUGAGAAGUUCAUGGAGCACAUCAUCUCAUACCAGGAGUUUGCUAAGAACCCAGGAGUCCUCGAUGACCCCAACCUGGUGAUACUGAUCCACAAGAAGUAUUAUAAUUGGGCAGUGGCUGCUCCUAUGAUCCUCUCUUUACAGGCAUUCCAGAAGAACAUUCCCAAGAGCACCGUUGAUCAGCUGAUGAAGGAGAAGAUGCCCAAGAAGAGUGGCAGGUGGUGGUUUUCUUGGAGGAGGAGAGAGUUCCCUAGUAAGGAGCAUGAACCCAGUGCAGAACAUGCCAGUACAGAAGCGCUGCAGCAGGGCUCCACUCCACAGAGACAGACUAAGGAGCCUUCAUCCAGUGACGAAGAACCUGCAUCCCCAGGGACUGUUUUGAUAACAGAUGCCACAGCACAGAAAUAUCUUCCCACCUAUAAGAAAUCUCUGAGACUGUCUUCAGAUCAAAUUAAGAGGCUGAAUCUGCGGGAUGGCCCCAACGAGGUGAUGUUUAGCAUCACCACCCAAUACCAGGGCACAUGUCGCUGUGAGGCCACCAUCUACUUGUGGAAAUGGGAUGACAAGGUGGUGAUCUCGGAUAUUGAUGGGACCAUCACCAAGUCUGAUGCUCUGGGUCACAUUUUGCCACAUCUGGGAAAAGACUGGACUCACCAUGGGAUUGCCAAACUCUAUCACAAAAUCCAUUUGAAUGGCUAUAAGUUCCUCUACUGUUCAGCCAGGGCCAUUGGCAUGGCGCACAUCACCAAAGGGUACCUGAAAUGGGUCAACGACCAGGGCUGUGCCCUCCCAAAGGGCCCCAUCCUGCUGGCCCCCAGCAGCCUCUUCUCAGCUCUUCACAGGGAGGUGAUUGAGAAAAAGCCAGAGGUGUUCAAAAUUGCCUGCUUGACAGACAUUCGGAACCUUUUUGGCUCUGCACAGCAGCCCUUUCAUGCUGCCUUUGGGAACAGAGUUAACGAUGUCUAUGCCUACAAGCAAGUGGGGCUGCCAGAGUCUCGUAUAUUCACUGUGAAUCCCAAGGGGGAGCUGAUCCAGGAGCUCACCAAGAACCAUAAGUCCACGUAUGAACGACUGACUGAGCUGGUAGAACUGAUCUUCCCCCCUCUAGGUCAGAAAGGGAGCUUUGCUUUGUCUUGGCCAGAGUACAGCCACUUUGCCUACUGGAGGAGUCCACUGCCUGCCAUUGACUUGGAAGACUUCUCUUGACCCACUUACUAAUGGAGACCUGAAGGAAACCUUUCCUGGAAGGAUAGUCACUUGCUGGACCCCAACAAAGCAUUUACCCAUUCCUUCUGCCUAUUCUGCUACUGAGGCAUUUCUCGUUUAUUGUAUGUUGUGGACUGUAAACCCUGUGUGAAAGGGCAAAAUGGAGGGGUGGGGGUGAGGAGGGAAGACAUGGCUUGAAGAAAAAAUAUUUGCUGGGGAUGGAAUGUGUUGUCUUAUAAACCAGAGACUUUCUCCAGGUUCUUAAUAAGUUUGAAAUGAUUUGUUGUUGCUUUUAAGGGUGGUGGCUCACUGAGGAUCUUCACUCCAGAUGCUGCUAGCUCCACUUCUGGGGAUCCCAGGCAGUCCUGAUACCUACAAUACAGCUGUCUGGGGGCAAGGGGGGGAGGAUGGUGAUGGUCUCUGUUAUGUACCCAGCUGUCUGUGAGCAUUCAGAGCUUUGCACAGCUGUGAUGUGGCUUAAUUGCUCAGUAACUUGUCUAGGAGGCUGCAGACCAUCCAGAACAGACUGUCAGUGAAUAACCACAUUCAGCCUAAUAGUAUCAAUAAAUAGUGCCUUAAAGUUC